Messenger RNA from Bombus impatiens (common eastern bumble bee), 1837 nucleotides. RefSeq lists its product as uncharacterized. Lineage: Eukaryota; Metazoa; Arthropoda; Insecta; Hymenoptera; Apidae. The transcript has 3 exons. The record is from RefSeq and is a predicted model, not a curated record. Gene Ontology annotation, cellular component: membrane. The coding region runs from base 646 to 1437 and encodes 263 amino acids.
GAUAUAGAUCAAUAUUAUCAUGAGAAAAAAAAGUGUUAUAAGUAAAUAAAUAAAUAAUCUUUCUAAUAUUUCACUAUUUGUCUUAUCUAACGUUGACUAAUUCUAAUACUCGAAAAAACAAAAUGAUUCGUUGUCUAAAAUAUUUGAGCCUUUAUAAGCCUCGUUUAAGCCUUUAUAACUAUUAUAGGCGAAGUCUCAUCCCAUACGACCUUUGGUUUAGUAUUAUCGUUCUGUAAUAAUACCGUCGUAAUAUCGUUAGUUGCGACAGCUGCAAACAAUGAUUUUUCUACUCUUCGUCCGAUUUAAUUCCACUUGUUCAAUUUCAUUAGUUCCUUAAUUUAAGAAAGAUGCGCUGCUAUGAAUUUUCAUGAUAGCUUGCAACAGAUAAAAUGAUGUGACGUGUGUCAAAUUUUUAAUCGAAUAUAUCUUGAAAUUAUUAACAAUCUAUAUGAAACUUGCAGUGCAAAGAUAGCACCGAAAGAAAUAGCAUUAUCGCAUGGCACUUCAGGUUUCAAUAUCUUGGCAAUAAAGCUAUUUUGUAUUGUAACCCUUUAGAGGAGAUAAUUAGGGAAAUCACACAAAACUAUUUACGAUGACUGGCCCUUGGAUACCAAUGAAGAUUAUCCAUCACAAAGCGAACGAUACAUGGGCUUAGUAAAUGCCGUUUAUUGCUGGCCCUCCGUGAAAGUACUCUACUGUAUUGUUUUCUCCAUGAACCUGGCUGGCCUUUUAGCCGUCAUUCUGGCCAUUUUCUGGGCCGUACGAUUCGAAAGAGGCUUUGCCGAUUACCUGAAUCUUAUCACCCCUGGUUACAGUUUUCUAAAAUACGGCCUUAAGUCUAUCGAAUCUUUUUCCAAUUUAAUCAGAAAAAUUCUCCCAUUUCUCGGUGAUGGUCAUACGACGAAUUUUUUAGAAUUCGCUUUUUUUUUAUUGUGUGGGUUAACGAGCGGAUCACGACGAGCAGGUGACGGUCACGUGUGGACCGCGAUCAUCGUGUCUGCUGGCGUUUGCUGUUCCCCUGCCUAUAUCCUGGGAAUUAAGUGCUGGCUCUACCUGAAACUAGAACCAGCUAGAAACGAUUUAGAGGAUCAACACAAAGUAGACGACAACGUAGAUCCUCACGAUGUGAAUCGGCUUCUAUUCUUCCACGUGAUUGCCUGCCUGCUGUCAGGAUUCUUGGUAGCUAUUCUAAAUGCCACUUACUUGAUUCUGUUGAGCGGAUUUCAGCAAAAAAGCCGCGAUGGCUUGAUAGAAGCCAUGGAGAAAUAUGGAAUUGACGUCGCUGUGAAGGCGAGGGUGGACGCUCUUCAAACCGAACUCGAAUGUUGCGGGGAUAAUAGUUACGAAGAUUGGUUUCGAGUUCCGUGGCUGAAACUGUCGAUGGAGGGACCCGAGGAUAUGGAGAACGGUCCUCGACUGGAAGGGCAGUGGGUAUAAUCGAACCAAUUACCAUUUAUUAUUGUUAAUAACAAGAAUUAAAUGGUUAGUGACCAUCGUGCACGCUAGUGUAGAAAAGGAAACAAAGUGUUAGCAAUAAAUGUGAAAAAUGGUUAAAAGGAUAAUCGAGGAACUUUCUGAGAAAAUGAACUACGAAACUACAUCGUGAAUUGAGGAAAUUGCACUUUAAUACUAGUUUCUAAAUAGCAACUACGUUUAAUUAUCGAUAAUUAUAGUGGUCUUGAAGAAUUUUUUCUUGCUUUAUAUUUACAGAAUAAAUACGAACAUAGCGCUUCACUCGGCACCUAUAAAUGUGUUUACCAUGUGGCUCCUAAAUAUUUUUUCAGAAUGUUCCUUAAAAUAUGAUGAUUGUCGAACGAUUUUAGGAGAACGUAGAUAA